Stegodyphus dumicola is the source of this 3530-nucleotide messenger RNA. Its product is annotated as protein spitz-like. NCBI's taxonomy places the organism in Eukaryota, Metazoa, Arthropoda, Arachnida, Araneae, Eresidae. The record is from RefSeq and is a predicted model, not a curated record. Gene Ontology annotation, molecular function: receptor ligand activity; epidermal growth factor receptor binding. Gene Ontology annotation, biological process: epidermal growth factor receptor signaling pathway.
UCGCGCGCAGUGAGCGAGAACAGUCGUGAGAUUACCUGUGUCUUGUGUGUGCCGACUCUAUGGAUUAACUUGUCAUGGACCGGAUCUGCUGCCCCGAGGAGCGGCGGCGGGCCGACCCCGCAAACGAUCAAGAACUCUCUCCCGGGCUCGUUGCCGGAUGCCGGGCGACUCCGCCGCCCGCCAGAGCGUACUGGAGGCCCCUCAGAUUUAUACAGCAGUUCGGACCUGGUCGGCCUUGGAUCAGCAGUCACACUUCCACAAUGGUUCCUCAACUUCUUUUCGCCCUUCUGUACAUUUUUACGGUUUUCAGGAUAGCAGAGUCAUGUUCUUCGAGGUCGACGCCGAAACCUCGUCCGACGUCGGCCACAAUGCGACCCAACAUUACCUUCCAAACUUACGCCUGUCCAGAAGCUUAUGCCAAGUGGUACUGCUUAAAUGGCGCCACGUGUUUCGCCGUCAAGAUCAGGGAUUCCAUUCUUUAUAAUUGCGAGUGCGCUGAUGGCUACAUGGGCCAGCGUUGUGAGUUCAAAGACUUGGACGGUUCCUAUCUCCGUAACCAGCAGAGAACGAGUCAUGAUCGAAAGGGCGAGCAUCGCUGGUGGAGUCACAAUAGCAGUCUUACUCGUAGCUCUUAUCUCGCUCAUCUUCUACAUACACACGAGGCGGCGUUGGCGGGAGAAGUAUAUCGCCUAUUAUCCGGAGGAGGCGAUGAUCUGCCAUCAUCACCUAGUACAACCACAUUCUCGCCUCAUGAUUCCUGACGGAGGGACGAAGAGGCUGCUCCUGAAAUGUCCGACGCUACCACAAGUGAUCAGCCAAUCACAUUUCCUCGAACAUUACUACCGUCCGCAACGACAAUGAGGAUUUUUUUGAAGUGACUUCACCUCCUCCCCAUCCCCAACGGAGGAGCACGAGCUCUCUCUCUUCGACUAGAUUUGAAUUCGAGUCAAUUCCUGAACAGCUCAGUGCACUAAGCACUUCCUCGAGUUCAGUUAGUUGUGCGACAAGUGUUGGUUUAGCUACAAGAAAACAAAAGGCUUUCAGCAGCUAAAUAGCUUCAAAAUGGAAUGGGCGCAAAAAUCAUUGAAACAUUAAAAAUGUUUUCAAAAUUAUAUUUGAUACUGCGCCGCUUUUGCUUAAAUGGAUGAUAAUUAGUAGGAAAAAUAAAAAAUCAGAACCAUUUUUUUUAUAGUUUUUUUCAGUCAAUACUGAGAACUCAUUGAUAGUUUCGCUACUCUGGCAUUGAUAUCGCGACGCCAUUGACAUAACAGCCGAGUUAAAAAUAAUCCACCAACUCAUGUUUUCUAUCUUUCUUUCACGAAGUUAUUUCCAAAAGUCCCAACCUCCCUUUGUUCUCAUAUUUUAGAAUGUUAUCGUUGAUUUCAAUUGACGAAUAAAAGAGUUUUCGACUAAAAGUUUUCUUUCUUCUAAAAAAUUGAAUUCUUUUCUUCGAAUAAAAGCAAAAUUCUUAAAUUUUCAAUACAUUUUUAAACAAAUACUUUACCUUAAUUUCAGUUUUAUUAUUUUAAAGGAAUAUAAGUAUUAAAAUAAGUUUAAAUAUAAAACAAAUUUUCUAGUUAAUUGGCAAACCUGUAAAUGUAACCAAGUAAUUCCUCACCAAUUUUUUUAAUCUUUUAAAUUAAAGUCUAUGGCAACAAACUGAAAUAAUUUUUCAUUGAAUUGAUAUUAUUCCUUUCUAAACUGAUUUGGAAACUGAGAUUUUUCCGAAUAAGAAAACAAUCAAAGAAUUUUUAUAGAAAGUCUUCCUUAACCCAAAUCCACAGCAAUGAAUAAAUUUUUAUAUAUAUUCCUAUUUUAAUAUCAAAACUUAACUUCAAAGAAAUUUUUUACUUUAUGCGUCCAUUCCAUUAUGCCGUAGACAGACCGGAUGGAACCGGUUCUGUAACUGAUAACAAGCAUGCUUUAAUUCGGUACACGCACAAAUUUCUAAAAAUUUUGUAAUUAACUACUUAUUUUAUCAAAAAUAAGUAAACACGGGAUAGAAUAAUAAAGCUCUACAGUGUUUAAGUGUUAUAACCUAAAAAUAUCUUUUAAUUAUAGAUAAUUCUAUUCUUUAAAAUUAGGAUCCUAAAAUAUAUUUUCAUUAUUAUGAGAUUUAUAACUGCAGUUUCUAGUCUAAGUUUGAUACUGCGCUGAUGUCAAAGUGGAAACACAGGAUCAGUAUUCAGCCAUUCAUCCGAUGACAGACGCUAAUAAUGAAAUAUUUCUAUGAAAUAUCAAAACACCUUUUGCUGCAUUUUGCAAAAAAAUGGCAAUGAAUCUUCAAAAUGAUUAUCACUGCAUUAUAAUGAAUGAGAAGGAAAUAAUAGUCCACUGUAUUUUAAAUAAAUUAUACCUUUUGCUUGGCAGUAAUCGCUUACUUCAGCCUUUAUUUCAUAUUGUAGAAAGUAAUCAAAAAUAAUUUUCAAAAUGCGUUUUCUUUCUUGAUGGAUAAAAAAAAUCAUAUUAUCAAAAUGUUAGUCGUCACGGUUACUACACAUACUAACAACCAUCUUUCUGCUGGAUACGUUUCGAGCUUUACAACAAAAUUAACUUAAAGCAGCUUGUAACUUCAACAAGAAGUAAGCAUGGGGCAGACUGAGGAAAUAUGUUUUGUUUGCAAGGAAUAGAGAAGAGAGAGAGCCCUGUAAAUAAAUUACCAUCGUGUGUUCAUUCUGUAGGGGAAGGAACCGAGAAUGUGAUCCGUGUCUAAGUCAAAUGGAACUUGUAAAAAAAAUUAAAAGAAAAGAUUACUAAAGAAAGAAAGAAGCGCCUCGGCCCGUUUGUGUUGCCCUUGCCAGAGACGUUUUCGGGAUACGCAGGCCCAAACUCCGUCCAGAACUCACCUACAGAAGUGUAUAGUGGCGCCAUCUGUGGAGGAGAGGGGUCUCGACAGGGUAUUGCCAAAGUUCGUUACUGCAUGGACAGUGAAAUAUAUUCCUAACUGACACUUUUUUCCGUCCAGCUUUACUUCAUCGACGGACUUGAUAUUUGAGCUGCAAAUAUGGGCAGACUGUGUUUGCAUUCUAUGGCUGCAAUUUGUGUUAAAAGCUUUCCACACCUAGUUCACCCCCCGUACAGGGACGAAGCUGUCGAUUUUUAUUUCCAGCCAUCAGAGAAAUGGACAUGGCGAUUGCCUGGAAUUGAAUUCCCACCACCUAAUCAGUUUCAAGAAAGAAGGGGGACAAUAAAUGAAGGCUGUGAUACCUUCAAUCUCAUGUCACUCUGCGAGCUGCUCCCCCUCCACGAGGGUUUGUAAUGCCACUGCAGCUGCUUCUGUAUACAUUCCAGCCUCAUUUUUUUUUUUUUUUUUUUUUUUUUUUUUUUUUUUUUUUUUUUUUUAUGUUAUGAUAGUUUGAAGAUUUUAAUAUAAUUUAUCCUUAAAAUAAUUUUCCAUACUUUUUGCAAUGGAUCCUAUUAAAGCACUUAAUCGAAUGAAAAUGGUAUACUUAUUUAUUGCUUUUCACACAAUUUUCUUGAUUCCUUCAUCUAAACUGUAACAUAAAAUAUUUUAAUUCUCGAUCUGAGAU